GGCCGCCGCCGCACUUCCGCCCAGGUGAGUAGGCCGCCGCCGCACUUCCGCCCAGGUGAGGGCAGCCGCCCUACUUCCGCCAGGUGUGGAGGCGGCGCCCGCGCAGCCCUGGGGCUUUCACAGCGCUGUCGCCUGACCAGGCUUUUUGAAAGUGAUUGAAAAGGAUAAUCUAAAAUGCCUGAAAAUCCUGCUGCAGAGAAAAUGCAGGUCUUGCAGGUCCUUGAUCGCCUGAGAGUGAAAUUGCAGGAGAAGGGUGACACGACGCAGAAUGAGAAGCUGUCUGCGUUUUAUGAGACGCUGAAGAGUCCUCUCUUCAACCAGAUCCUUACUCUCCAGCAGUCCAUCAAGCAGCUGAAGGGACAACUUAGCCAUAUUCCCUCGGAUUGUUCAGCCAACUUUGAAUUUUCUCGAAAGGGUUUGUUAGUGUUCACGGAUGGUUCCAUUACAAAUGGGAGCGCCCACAGACCUUGUAGUAAUUUAACUGCAUCUGGAUUAUUUCCUUGGACCCCAAAGUCAGGAAAUGAAGACUUUAACUCAGUCAUUCAGCAGAUGGCUCAGGGCCGGCAUGUUGAAUAUAUAGAUAUAGAACGCCCUUCAACUGGUGGCCUUGGAUUCAGUGUGGUGGCCCUGAGAAGCCAAAGUCUGGGAUUAAUUGAUAUCUUUGUGAAGGAAGUCCAUCCAGGGAGCGUAGCAGACAGAGAUCAAAGAUUGAAGGAAAAUGACCAGAUUUUGGCCAUUAAUGACACCCCAUUGGAUCAGAAUAUUUCCCAUCAGCAGGCAAUUGCAUUACUACAACAAGCCACUGGGUCUCUGCGUCUGGUCGUGGCCAGGGAAGUGGGCCACACACAAGGCCACACUUCCACCAGCUCAGCUGAUACGUCUCUGCCUGAAACGGUGUGUUGGGGCCACACUGAAGAUGUUGAGCUCAUUAAUGAUGGCUCUGGAUUAGGGUUUGGGAUAGUUGGAGGAAAGUCAAGUGGCGUGGUGGUGAGAACUAUUGUUCCUGGAGGACUGGCAGACCGAGAUGGGAGACUACAGACAGGGGACCACAUUUUGAAGAUUGGUGGUACAAAUGUGCAAGGGAUGACCAGUGAACAAGUUGCUCAGGUGCUAAGGAACUGUGGGAAUUCAGUAAGGAUGCUGGUGGCCAGAGACCCUGUUGGUGAAAUUGCAGUAACACCUCCUACCCCUGUAUCCUUACCUGUUGCCCAGCCUGCUCUAGCCAACAGGACCCUUGGUUCUGACUGUUCUCUUUUUGAAACUUACAAUGUUGAACUUGUUAAAAAAGAUGGACAGAGUCUUGGGAUUAGAAUUGUUGGCUAUGUUGGAACAGCUCAUUCAGGGGAAGCUUCAGGGAUUUAUGUGAAAAGUAUAAUACCAGGCAGUGCUGCAUAUCACAAUGGCCAAAUUCAAGUGAAUGACAAAAUAGUGGCUGUGGACGGUGUGAAUAUUCAGGGUUUUGCCAACCAGGAUGUUGUUGAAGUAUUGCGAAAUGCAGGGCAGGUGGUGCAGCUAACUCUAGUGCGCAGGAGAACAUCUUCAUCUGAUCCUCCACUUGAACAGCCUUCAGACAGAGGAACUGUUGCAGAACUACCUAAAGUACCAGCCCUAACUGGAUCCGUGGAAACAGAAACUAAUUUGGGUACGGAAGCAGAGGAAAUUGGAGAAAACCCGGAUAAUCUAAAAAAGAACAACGUACAAGCCUUAGAAAAACCAGAUAUAUAUCCAGAGGAAGUCCCAGGCCCCACAGAAAAUGAGCUGAAAUCCAGAUGGGAAAACCUACUGGGCCCAGAUUAUGAAGUAAUGGUAGCUACUCUGGACACACAGAUUGCAGAUGAUGAGGAGCUACAGAAGUAUUCAAAGCUGCUGCCUAUCCAUACUCUGAGACUUGGUGUGGAAGUGGAUUCCUUUGAUGGGCACCAUUAUAUCUCUUCAGUUGCUCCUGGUGGUCCUGUGGAUACCCUGAAUCUCCUACAGCCGGAAGAUGAACUUCUUGAGGUCAAUGGUGUGCAGCUUUAUGGGAAGUCUCGCCGAGAAGCAGUCUCCUUUCUUAAAGAAGUGCCUCCACCAUUUACCUUGGUUUGCUGUCGCCGGCUGUUUGAUGAUGAGGCCUCAGUUGAUGAGCCAAGGACCAUGGAACCUUCCCUUCUCGAGGCAGAGGUGGGCCGCAGGGUAGAUGUCAGCGCUGAAGACGAUGAUGAUGGGGAGUUAGCCCUGUGGUCUCCUGAAGUCAAGAUUGUGGAGCUGGUGAAAGACUGUAAAGGCCUGGGAUUCAGCAUUCUGGAUUAUCAGGACCCCUUGGAUCCCACAAGGUCGGUGAUUGUGAUUCGCUCCUUGGUAGCAGAUGGUGUAGCAGAAAGAAGUGGAGAACUUUUACCUGGAGAUCGCCUAGUCUCGGUCAAUGAGUUCUCUCUGGACAAUGCCACACUUGCUGAGGCUGUCGAAGUGUUGAAGGCUGUGCCCCCAGGUGCUGUGCACCUGGGCAUCUGUAAGCCUUUGGUGGAAGAUGAGAAGGAAGAAAGUUGUUUUAUUUUACAUUCAAGCAACAAUGAAGACAACAGUGAGCCUUCAGAAACUGUUCAUGACAUACAUUCAUCUUUAAUCCUUGAGGCACCCAAGGGAUUUAGAGAUGAGCCGUAUCUUGAAGAACUUGUGGAUGAACCAUUUCUAGAUUUGGGAAAGUCUUUGCAGUUCCAACAAAAAGAAAUUGAUACCAGUUCAGAAGCCUGGGAAAUGCAUGAAUUUCUGAGCUCUCCCCUGGAGGGAGCGGGUGAGGAAAGAGAGAUGCUUGUUGAUGAGGAAUAUGAACUCUAUCAAGAUCACCUCCGGGCCAUGGAGUUACACCCACCACCGCACAUUCAGGAGGCCACACAUGCACCUCCUAGGCAGGAACUCCAGGUUGGCACACAGUGGCUGCCUACUAACCUCUCAGGAGGCGAUGAUGCAGAGUCCAUGAGGAGUGUAUAUUCCCAGGAGAUGCAGCAGUAUAGCUACAGCACUACAGACAUGAUGAAAGAAACAUUUGGCCUUGAUUCCCAGUCGCCCAUACCCUCCUCUGAAGGAAAUGGUCUGCACGGCAGAUUUGAUGACAUGGAACAUCUUCAUUCACUAACAACCAACAGCCUGAAUUUAGGCACGAUGAUUCCAAAUGAUGUCCACAGUCCUGGCAUGCUCGUCGAUCUUCCAGCUGUGGCCCAAAGAAGAGAGCAAGAAGAUCUGCCUUUGUACCGACUCCCCAGUGCCCGGGUUGUCUCCAAGUCUUCGUCACACGUGGUCACAGUGUCUUCAAGAUAUGGAAAUGCUGCAUGGGAGUUACCAGAGAGAGAGGAAGGUGAAGGAGAGGAAACGCCCAACUUCAGCCACUGGGGUCCACCAAGAAUUGUGGAGAUUCUUAGAGAACCUGGCGUGUCUCUUGGCAUCAGCAUUGUUGGUGGACAAACAGUUAUAAAACGCCUAAAGAAUGGAGAGGAGCUCAAGGGUAUAUUCAUCAAACAAGUGUUAGAAGAUAGUCCUGCAGGCAAAACCAAUGCUCUUAAAACUGGGGAUAAAAUACUUGAGGUAUCCGGCAUAGACCUGCAGAAUGCCUCCCAUGCAGAAGCCGUGGAGGCCAUCAAGAACGCAGGAAACCCUGUGGUGUUCGUGGUACAGAGCCUGUCAUCCACCCCAAGGGUCAUCCCAAGUGUGCAUAACAAAGGCAAGUCACCUGCCAGGAACCAGGAUCAAGACAUUCAAGAAAGAAGAGCAAAGAGGCAUGGAACAGCUCCACCUCCAAUGAAACUGCCUCCCCCUUACAGAGCUCCAUCUGUGGACAGUGAGGAAAGCGAGGAAGAAUGUGCCCUGACCGACAAAAAGAUCAGGCAAAGAUAUGCAGACCUGCCUGGAGAAUUACACAUUAUUGAGCUGGAAAAGGAUAAGAGUGGAUUGGGACUCAGUCUCGCUGGCAAUAAAGACAGGUCACGGAUGAGCAUAUUUGUGGUGGGGAUCAACCCAGAGGGACCUGCUGCUGCAGAUGGACGGAUGCGGAUUGGAGAUGAACUGCUAGAGAUAAACAAUCAGGUCCUUUAUGGAAGAAGUCAUCAAAAUGCAUCUGCCAUUAUUAAGACUGCCCCCACCAGGGUCAAACUGGUUUUCAUUAGAAACGAAGAUGCAGUCCAUCAGAUGGCCGUCGCUCCCUUCCUGUUGCCAUCGAACUCCCCAUCACCUGUUGAGGAUCUGGGUAGCACUGAACCUGUCAGUAGUGAGGAAGACAGCAAUGUGGACGUUAAACACCUGCCUGACACGGAAAGCCCCAAACCGGAGCUAAGCUGCGAAGUCAGCGUCUUAGAACAGAGCUCCAUUGUGCAGUGGCUGGAAGGUGAGCCAGCUCCAAGCCAGUGUGUAUGCCAAGGGAAGGAACCCGUGCCGCUGCAGGGCCAUGAAGUGCUUCUGUCUUCUUUGAAAUCUCAGGAAGACCUGUCUGAGGUGGUUGAUCACAGCAUAGUGGCAGAGCAGCAGAGGGCGUUGGAGUCGCCUGACAGUGUGGCUGCCUGCCAGAUGAAACAGCAAACAUAUUCAACACAAGCACCCGUCAACUCACAAGAGAUAUCACCAGCACCAAGUCCGUUAUGUCAGUCAGAAGAUGGAGACCUCACAGACUCUGGGAACUUCCAGGCUCCUGUCUCAGUGGACCCUGCAACGUGUCCCAUUGUCCCUGGACAGGAAAUGAUCAUAGAAAUCUCCAAGGGGCGCUCAGGGCUUGGUCUCAGCAUCGUAGGAGGAAAAGACACACCUUUGGAUGCUAUAGUUAUCCAUGAAGUCUAUGAAGAAGGUGCAGCAGCCAGAGAUGGAAGACUGUGGGCUGGAGACCAGAUAUUAGAGGUUAAUGGGGUUGACCUGAGGAGCUCCAGCCAUGAAGAAGCCAUCACAGCCCUGAGGCAGACCCCCCAGAAGGUGCGGCUGGUGGUAUACAGAGAUGAGACACAGUACAGAGAUGAGGAAAACUUGGAGGUGUUCCUGGUGGAUCUGCAGAAGAAGACUGGCCGAGGACUGGGCCUCAGCAUUGUUGGGAAACGGAGCGGAAACGGAGUGUUUAUCUCUGACAUUGUGAAAGGUGGAGCAGCAGCCCUUGAUGGCAGGUUGAUUCAAGGAGACCAGAUCUUGUCUGUGAAUGGAGAGGACAUGAGACAUGCCUCGCAGGAGACAGUGGCCACCAUCCUCAAGUGCGUCCAGGGCCUUGUGCAGCUGGAGAUUGGGAGACUCCGAGCCAGUUCCUGGGCCUCCUCUCGGAAGACCUCUCCAAACAGCCAGGGGGAUCAGCACAGUGCACACGGCAGCUGCCGGCCUUCCUUCGCCCCUGUCAUCACUGGCCUACAAAACCUGGUUGGCACAAAAAGAGCUUCUGAUCCUCCCCAGAAAUGCACAGAGGUGGGACCAAGGACUGUUGAGAUAAUCAGAGAGCUCAGUGAUGCCCUUGGAAUCAGUAUUGCUGGAGGAAAAGGAAGUCCUUUAGGAGAUAUCCCGAUAUUUAUUGCCAUGAUUCAGGCCAAUGGAGUGGCCGCACGUACCCAGAAGCUUAAGGUUGGAGAUCGGAUUGUGAGCAUUAAUGGGCAACCUCUGGAUGGACUGUCUCACACAGACGCUGUUAAUCUCCUGAAGAAUGCCUUCGGGCGCAUUAUCCUGCAGGUUGUGGCAGAUACCAAUAUAAGUGCCAUAGCAACUCAGCUUGAAAUCAUGUCUACAGGCUCCCAGCUUGGCUCUCCGACUGCUGACGGCCAUCCGGAAGACACGGAAACACCUGCACCUAAGAUUAUUACUUUGGAGAAAGGCUCUGCAGGAUUGGGGCUUAGUAUUGUAGGGGGUUAUGGAAGUCCACACGGAGACCUGCCAAUUUAUGUCAAGACUAUAUUUGCAAAGGGAGCAGCAGCAGAGGAUGGCCGAUUAAAACGAGGUGACCAGAUCUUAGCUGUCAAUGGCGAGACCCUGGAAGGUGUUACGCACGAGCAAGCUGUCGCCAUUCUACAGCAGCAGAGAGGGACUGUGGCCUUGACUGUGCUGCCGUGAGCACAGGUCCUGAUCAUGAUAUAUGAGACUAUGACAGCAUUCUGUGGCUUUCAGUUGGGAUGAAAAGUUGCCUCAGCUAAAACUCAGUAUCCUCAUUGGCUCUGAUUCUGUUUGUAGAAACUGGAGCUGCCAGUUCUGCUUCCUAACCCACAUCCCUCAUUCCCACAGAGGCUUAACUGCACGCGCCUGUGGUUUCCUCUAAUGAGUGGAAACAGAGGUUUAGCUUGUCAUCUUAACUCGUGAUUUGCUUAUGCUAAUUUGUCUCUUCCAAUAAGGCAGAAAACAUUAGCAGUGUAAUUAACUUCCUCACAAUGAACUCUUCAUACUCUGCCACUGGGAAUCUCUGCAGUCUCUCUCUGUGACUGACUCACAGGCCAGGAGGUGCAAGCCCUGGACCACACUGUAGAGAUAAGCAAGUUUAGGCAUCCUCAGCCUAUUCAGAGUGAGUGACAAGGGUAGUUUGCCUUUCCCUUACCUCCAUGCCAGCGUGCCCAGAAGCUCAGCCUGUAGCAGCUGUGUGCAACACUUGAACAUAAAGUAACGGAGCAGAUGACCUGGGAAUCCAGUGCUCAGCUUAAGUUUCCCAGGUUCCUCCUCCUGCUGGCUGAAGUUCUACAUCUAAGAAAGUAAUCGUAGCAGAGUGUAAGACGACUUGUAGAGUGAAAUGGGCUGGAAGGGGGAGAUGCUCGUCACUGAGUUCUGUAGAAUCUUCUGUUGGAAACAAAGGAGAGUGCCAUGAAAGGUGAGCACAAGGUCAGCAAUGGCCGUAGUCCGGCAUUAUUAGCUAUAACUCAGUGCUGCAUCACCAGGACUUAAUGGGCCCUAAUGUAAAAUGUUAUUUAAUUAGUGAGGAUUUUAACUGAGGUUCCCUUUGAGUAGAUGUAACCCCAGAGUGCAUUAACUCUUGGUGGAAUAUUUGUGUGGCUAGUCCAAAGGAGUGCCUCAGUUUUACGUUGACAGAGCAUUUCCGUGACUGCUAUUAAGGUUUUUGAGAUUCCAUGGGGUUUUUAGAAUUUCUAAUGUAGCCAAGACACGUGGUUCUGUUAGGGUCCCGUCUCCCAGUUCAGGAGAAGCCUCCAGCCUCAGUGUUCUGUGGGAAUGAUGCCUGCAAGAGCACCUCAAGCAGCAGAGGCCGAAUGAAGCCCAGGUGAAAAUGCACCUUAAAAGAUAAAGAUAGGGGCUGGAGAGAUGGCUCAGAGGUUAAGAGCACUGGCUGCUCUUCCAGAGGUCCUGAGUUCAAUUCCCAGCAACCACAUGGUGGCUCUCAACCAUCUGUAAUGAGGUCUGGUGCCCUCUUCUGGUAUUCAGGUAUAUGCAAGCAAGCAGAACACUGUGUAUAGAUAAUAAAUAAAUAAAUCUUUAAAAAAAAAAGAUAAAGAUAGCUGAUUUAUGCUCUCCAAGUGUGAUUCUGCUUCAUUUUGAUGGAAUGACCUUAAAUACACAUUUUGAAAUAAUA
This is a messenger RNA of Peromyscus californicus insignis, 7495 nucleotides long. RefSeq names its product PATJ crumbs cell polarity complex component (gene Patj). The coding region runs from base 175 to 6039 and encodes 1954 amino acids. Gene Ontology annotation, molecular function: protein binding. The record is from RefSeq and is a predicted model, not a curated record. The transcript is spliced from 46 exons. Lineage: Eukaryota; Metazoa; Chordata; Mammalia; Rodentia; Cricetidae.